This is a messenger RNA of Doryrhamphus excisus (bluestripe pipefish), 1839 nucleotides long. Its product is annotated as transmembrane protein 17A. The record is from RefSeq and is a predicted model, not a curated record. Gene Ontology annotation, cellular component: ciliary transition zone. Gene Ontology annotation, biological process: non-motile cilium assembly. NCBI's taxonomy places the organism in Eukaryota, Metazoa, Chordata, Actinopteri, Syngnathiformes, Syngnathidae.
CGUCUUCUUCCACCAUGCCCGUCUUCUACUCGCCCCUUCCAGAAAACGUACGCGUUGGCCUCGCCUACGUGGGAACGUCGGUGCUCACCAACAACAGGACAGCAGACAGCAAAGACCAGGAGGAACAUUCCGUGGUGAACGAGCUGGUGUCUCACCUUCCUCUGCAGAUGUUGCUCUACUUCAGCAUGUUUUAUUUCCCCUGCUGGUGGUUCUCCUCCGUCUGCAUGCUGCAGUUGAAGUUCGACUUCCUCCCGGCGUACUAUCAGGGUCUCCUCAUCACCGGGGUGGUCCUCCUGACGCUCAUUGAAGCGCUCAGACUCUACCUGGGCUACGUUGGCAACCUGAAAGAGAAGGUGCCGGAACUGUCGGCCUUCUGGCUCCUGACGUUCCUGUUCCAGCUCCCGGUGAUUCUUUUCUUCCUGACGGACGAGAAGAUCCUCAUCCUGCCUCUGGAGCGGGCCGUGCACAGCCUAUACUUGACUUUCCUGCUGGCCCAGAUCCUGGCCGCCAUGUUGGCGCUCAGGAGGAUGACCCGGAAGCUCACCCUGCUCUUCCACCUGCGCCAUCUGGGCAAAGAGGACAGCUUGGGACGCCGCUGCACGCCCGUCCACGGCCUGUCGUACCCCCGCGGCGUGCUGCCGGUUUCGCCCGCCGGGGCCGCCUUUUAAACUUUUUAUUUCAUCAGUUAUUCAUAAUUUACUAAUGCUGUUAAUAAUUAGUAUAUAGUCCUAAUGAUUCCAUUGCUAGAACUAAAAAAUACUUAAUUAUGUAUUUUAGCUAAAUAAUAUAUUUUAUUAUUAUAUUAUCACAAUUAUAAUAAAUCAUUUUUCAUAAGGAUUUGAUUGUAAUAUUUAAUUAUAGCAAAAUAUAUCACAGAUGUAAUAUAUAUAUGAUCAAUUAUAUUUUUAAAUUAUUUUAAAUAAUAUAUAAACGUAUACCAUAAAAAUAUAAUAAAAUAAACAUUACAAAUAUAAUAUAAAAUAUGAUAUAUUUCAUGUAAUUUAUUUGCCAGCUUGUCUGUGAGCGUAGAAGAUGAGGGUGUGUUGACGCAAUCUGACCACUAGAGGGCAGGCGUUGACUUUCAGAUACUCCACGAGGCACAACACAGUAAAAUCAAAUAAAAAUAUAUUUUUUAAUGAUAAUUCCUCUGGAAUAAACUCUUUAUUUUCAAGUUUAAAGGCUAGCUAUUUUCACAAAAAAGAAGUUCACGUUUAGAAUGCAAAUUUUGCAUAUUUGUUAGAAAACGUUUGACGUUUUGGAAGAAAAACAAAUAUAUGUAAAAAAAAAACCAAAAAAAAAACAUUGCAUAUAUUUUUGUAGAAAAUAAACAUGUAUUUAUGAUUAGGGCAAUUUGUUUUGUUUUUCACAAAACAAUUUUUUAUUAAAAAAGGUAUAUUUUAAAGGACAAAAGUUAAAGUUGGGUAUUAGACUUUCUAUAGUUUAAUUUUCAUUAGAAAGAAAGUCACAUUUUCUUUGGAAUCACUUUUUUGGACACAAAAAUUGCAUCUUUUUUUUUUAAAUAUAUAUAAAUAUUCCAUAAAAAGCCACAUUUUGAAAAAGUUAGACAUUUUUUUUACAUUUUAUCAGAACUGGUUAUGAAUAAAAUAAAAAUCUGAUGUUUUUUCAUCUUGGAAAGGUUGUGUAUUUCUGUAAAAAGUUGUAAAUUUUUGGAAAAAAAGAGCAUGUUUUGGAGGUGAAGAAUUAUUUAUUUUGAGAGGGAACGUCUCGUUUAAAAAUCACUUAAAAAAAUUUUUGAAACCACAAAAAAAAAACUUUUGGACUCUGCCUAACUGUAGUUUUUUGGUUUCUACUUUUGCCUUGUUUUUGUCAUUACCCCUU